AACUGAUAUAGGUUACCGGGCACCGGCUACCUAUAUGGGUAGUUACAUGUACAUUGUACAUCAUAUCAUUAUAUUAUCGUCAUCACACGCGUCCAAAGGCGUAAGCAGCUGCAAUAUGUUCGAUUUUUUUCCCUAUUAUACACAGCACUCAUUAUUACAAUAACCGUCGUCGUCAUCGUCGUCCGCGUACGAAUAUCAAGGAGGCAGCUGCUGUUUCGUUUCCGUCUCUCGUCCACCAAACGGUUUUAGUCUAGUUCCUGUGUCGGAACCAAACCGUCAACCGCCACUAUACGCGCGUGAACCAUAUACAGCAAAUAUCUGUAUAGGCUAUAGCCGUAAUACAUUUUUUUAAAUAUUUUACCGAUAUAGAUACUCAAUUUGAAAUAUUUAUUUUUAUAAUAUUUUAGUAAAAUUAAAACGUUUACAUAGUAUAGGUACCGCGUACGAUGUGUAUGUUGCUGUAGACGAUAUAAUAUUAUAGCUGCGGUUAUAUAGCACUGUUAACAUCGAGUAUCUUACUAUGUUCAUAAACUACAAUAACAGAUUAUUCAGCCACAAAAAAAUGUAUUGAUUCUAAGUCAUCGCCUCAAAAACGACAUAACAAACAUUUCAUCAUUUUAACGUUUUAACGUUUUCUUGACAUAAGUGGGAAUGACUACGGAAGGAUUUAAAUCGAAGGAAAUUAUUUUGCAAGCCCAAAAAAAGUUCUUGGGCAAAGUAACCAAUAAAAAUGUUAUAAAAUUAUUUAUCCAUGAACGCAAUGCUAAUAUUCUGGAUAACUUAUAUCGACUUGCCAAAAUUUACACGGGAAAUAAGAAAGAAUCCGAAAAAUUGACAAAAAAUAUUAUCAAAAUAAUCGUCAAAUUAAGUAUUUUAUAUAGAAAUGAUCAAUUUGACAGUAAUGAAUUGGAAUUAGCAAAUAAUUUUAAAGAUAAAUUUAGAGAAUUAACUAUGAUUGCUUGCCAGACAAAAUAUUUUACACGUUUAAAAAUUAUGUCAACGAAACUUGAAGUAGAAAACGAAGUAGCUGUCAACGAUAAUAACAAAUCACAUGUUCAUAAUUUUCAAAUCAGACCUACGCACAAUCAAAAAUUCAAAACACAUUUGGCAAAAGAAGCUAUUCAAGAAACUCUUUUGAAACAUCUAAAAGAUAAAGAGUAUAGUCAAAUUCAAGCUGAAGUACUUAGCAAAACUAUUGCAAGUGAAAUCAAGGAUAGACUUAAAGAUCAGUGUUUGGAUACCCGUUACAAGUUAAUGGUACAAGUUGUUUUGGGUGAACGACACGGUGCUGGUACAAAAGUUGGUGCUCGUUGUAUUUGGGAUGCUGAUACUGACACACAAGCUUCUGAUCAAUUUUUGAAUGAAACUAUAUUUUGUAUGGCAGCUGUGUUUGCUGUGUAUUUUUAUUGAUAAAUCAAAUGCAUAGUUUAUUUUAAUUUGGUAAUCUUGGAAAUAUAAUAUCAAGCAUUAAAUUAAACAAAUUUAAUAUUUUGAUCAUCAUGUCUAACGAAGAGGUUGAUAAUGUUUGGGAUGAUUUUAUAAAUUUACCUGCAGAUCCUCCUGAAAUGCGCCAAAUAUGUUUGUCAUGCGA
Molecule: messenger RNA, 1591 nt
Organism: Rhopalosiphum maidis (corn leaf aphid)
Lineage: Eukaryota; Metazoa; Arthropoda; Insecta; Hemiptera; Aphididae
Product: DTW domain-containing protein 2-like
Exons: 9
Coding region: 652-1410 (252 amino acids)
Biological process (GO): regulation of apoptotic process
Cellular component (GO): cytoplasm
Source: RefSeq, a predicted model, not a curated record